CACACACACACACACACACACACACACACACACACACACACACCUUUCAGGCAGGGAGAUGAGCCUCCAGCCCCAACAGUGGAAGCUGCAGCCUCCUGACAUAGUAUCUGUUGAAAAGAAAGCAGUGUGUAUCUAUGGUUAUAUCUCUGCUCAUCUGUAUAUCUUUGACAUGUAGCAAAGCCUCUCCAUCUCAUCAAGGAACUCCACUGUGGUCUGGGUCUCCCCGGUCCCCAGUGGUGGACUUUGUCAGGUGGGAGGAUGCAGUGCUACAGGCUAUUUUGUUACAAAACCAUCUUCUCCUUUCCCCUCCAUCCAACUCAGCAUGAUCCCUGUGAGCAGGCUCUCACACACUCCCGGGACGGGGCUGAGGCAGAGGCUUCGCUCUAUUCUCCCUAACCGUCCGUCCCUUCUGCCUCCCCUGCCACUUAGCAGUUAUCCCCCCAGCCAUGCCUUCUCCCUCUCUCCCUCGCCAUGACAUAUAUUGUGCCUUAUUUAUGCUGCAAAUAUAACAUUAAACUAUCAAGAGAACCACUGUUAUGUCUGAUGCUUCAGUACUCUGAUCUACAAGUCCCAUUGUCCUCCCUUUCUGGGAACUCAUUGGGUUUUCAUGUCUGUGAUCUUCCUCACUCGCCCCUUUCUUAGGACAGAAGGAGCCGGGAUUCUUAUCCCUCCUUUUUAUGCAGUGAAGACAUAGUCUAGAGAAGGUGGGUGGUUUAUAUAAAUUACAUAACACAACAGAAAGCACAGGGACCAGGGCUCAGAUGUGUCUACUGCCCUGGGGACGAGGGCCCUUGGCAUCAUGGGAGCACUCACUAGAGGACUUGUGUGCUUUAAGUGGAUGGGGAUGGAACAGCGUUUUCAGUGUUUUGUCCCCAACCCCUCCCAACAAUUUUUUUUUUUUAAAGACAACGUAAGUUCUAUCCUUAUGAAGUUUCCAGCAUGAUUGGGGAAUGCACACAGACUGAAAGAGCAGCUUUCUAUGAUUCUAUGAGAUCUAUGGGUAUGGGGGGAAGUUGGUUAGAAGCAGGUGAGAGAGAGUUCCCAAGACAACAGGUAAUGCUUAGGAACCGUAUGGAGUAAGGUGUAGGGCAGUCACUACAAAUUUCUUGCAUCUGUGUAUUCCUUGAUAAUUACCACAAGUGAGGAGAGUAAGCCAGGCUGAAGGACUUGACCAGGAGAUAGCAGGUGCCUCCGAAGGUUUCUCAGUGGGAAUGAAGUGAUCUAAGAAGCUGUUUUUGGUUGAUGUUCGGUAUAAUUGACAAAUAGGGAGACUGAGUCUCCUUAGGAGAGUGGGAAAUACAGUGGUGGUCUUCACUGUGUUGUGGUCAGGAGCACAUGGAGGUCCAGAGAGGGAGUUACUGGAAGCCAAAUACUGAAGCCAAGAUUAAGAGGUUUGAGACUCUGAAGGCAGGGCAGUUUCCCAUGUUAGCAGAAUUCAUUCAUUCCAACACCAACCAAAGGAGAGACCAGUCACCUCCAUCCUGGACGUAGGAAGCCCUUUCUCGGAGCAGCCUCAGCUCAGACACAGUUGUAACUGGUGAUUAGAGAAAUAGUAGAGAGGGAAGCCUCAGGGUGGUAAACAUUUAUUGAGUGCCUGCUCUGUGCUAGAUGGAAUGCUAGGUGCCACACGUCACUUACUGUUUCCAACAGCCUCUUGAUAACAGGAACAGUUGCCUCAUUUUAUUGAUGACGACCCGAGGUUUAGGUUAAGACACUUGUCCAAGGCACACAGUGAAGUGCAAGAGCUGGGAUUAAAACUGAGUUCUGUCUGACCCCAGAGCCACUCUCCACAGUGCCCCCUCCUCCCUGCCCCUUGCUCCUCUGGACUUCUGUCAGGUGAGAACAGACAAGGACCUCACUGUGAAGCAGGAUCCAUUUGCCAUAGAAGAACCAUCUAUGGUCUUGAUGCUCCCUCUUAAGAAAUGGUGAAACUACAAGAUGUAAUGAUGAUGAGUGUCAGGUUCAGUGCCUGAGACCAGCCAUGAAACAAAGCUUACAGAAAGGUGCCUGCUAGCUUAGGCUGCAUUAAUAGAAAUGUAAUAUCUAGAACAUCUAGAUCAAAACCUGCUCUAAUCUACCUAUCCAGAGAACGAAUUGGUUUGUAGAUACCUUACUUUAAGGGGUGGGGUGGGGGGGGCGUGGAGUGGGGGGAAACUUCCUCUUGAAUAAAAAAAGAAGAGUGGAAGAAUGAAAUCUGUCUUCACACCCGUGAAAGGCACACAUGAAAGAAACAAGAUGUUCUGUGAGACUUAAUGAGGUAAACUAAGACCCCUGGGUGGAGGCCACAAGGAGGCGGACAGCAGCUUGGUGCGAGGAUAAAUCUGUCUGAAGGCUGACUCAGGAGAUGGUAAGUUCCCCGGGACUAGGGUGUGUAAGGCUCAUCACAGCUAACGUUUUUGAGGACACUUGCUCUGUGUCAGGUCCUGUACUGAAUGGAUUACAGAAAGUAUCUCAAAUAAUGCUCACCCUAGGAAGUUGCUCCUUUUAACGUUGCCAUGUUUUAAGUGAAGAAACUGCAGUUUGAGAGAGAGACAGCUUGCCCAAGGCUGAUUCACAGGCUCUUUACAUCAUGGCACCUCUCCAGCCUAGGCUAGAGAACCACUGAGAUGGGGGUGCUGAGAAAGGGAUUCUAGGAUCAGAAGGGGAAGGGCACCAGAUGACUUUGAAGGACCCCUUCCUGAGAGGCAGGUAUUUCCUAAGGCAAGAUUCUAGUCUCCUGCCCCAAUAGGUCAGAGCUAGGCAGAGGUGGGGGGACUACAGGGAGGAGGACAAAAUGUCCAACCCCAGUAUCCUGUCCUGCCUCUCUGGGACUCCUUCGAGUCGGGCCUUAGGAACCUCCAUCCACCUUAUCCUUCUUCAAAGAGCUUUAGUCCAGAAAUAGGAACUGGCCAGACCAGGCAGUGCGGAGCUGUGGCCACAGGGUGGCAGCAGUGCUUCAGCUAUGGAGGACGGCUCCCUAGGCGCAGGUGAGACGGGUCCUCAACUGCUCUGUAGUGAAGAUGGAGUCCGUCUAUGAGGUUUUGAAGCAAUCCUCAUUUUCUUUGGGUUCUGAAACCUUUUAGUCUCCUUAUGUAUCUCACUUUUUACCCACAGGCAAAUCUCAGAGUAGUGAUUCUAUUUGUAAACCCUCCAAGAGGUACAUAUACAGGGGUGUGAAUGGGCUGGGCGACCUUAACUGCACCACCAGUCAGUGGAGGGACCAGGCUGGCUCUUCCUGGCUGUGUCCCUGGCUUUUCACCCCCUCCUGUUCCAGGACACAGUGCCUAGCUCUUCCUGACAGGACUUUUUUUUAUGCUUUUAUUCUACAAUUAGGAAAGAGGAGGUGAUCAAUUGGAGCUCUCCAACCUGUUGAGGGAUUGGGGGUUCUUGAAGGCCCCCCAGGGCCUGGCUCUGACAAAGCGUCUGCAAUUAAUGAUGCUUCUUGAGCUCUGGAGACAGGAUUUAUGCAUCUAAUAAAGUCUGUAACUCCAGGCUUGGGGCUGGGGCCGGAGGCUGAGAGCAGGAAGUCCCUGGGGGGCCAUGGGAGGAGGGUCCCAGGGGUUCUUAAUGGAGCCGUGCAUUUCCAUUGCCAGCUCUAGAUUCUCCCUCAGGCUGUUGUAGGGGUGGGGGACAGGGGGACAGCAGGUAUAAGAGGCAGACGUGGCCUUAGGAAGGCAGAUGACAGCAUGGAUUCCAGGCAGGCGGCAGUGCUGCUGGUGGUGCUGCUGUUAAUAACAGACUGGGGCCACGCUGCAGGACCAGGGGCCUGGGAUGGAGACCAGAUCUUCACGGUAAGUUAGCACCACCACCACCCCCCAUCCCAUGUCACCAUUUUUCUCUACCCCAGCUGGAGACUGUGCUCUAGGUGUAAACACUCUAGUAGCCAGGGUCCUCAUUGGGUUCUCACAUCUGAGGCAAUGGCUCCUCGGCCUCCUACAACUUGACCCCGAAAGCCGCAUCCUUCUCCUUUGUGAUCUAAAUGCCGAAGGUCUUUGCCCAUCUUCCCUCCUGCAUGUCCCUGUACCACAGGAGGAAGACACUGGACCCCGCCCACCGCAGGAUGCUCAGACCCCUGGGUCGCUCUUGCGCUCCCUGCUCCAGGCCAUGAAGAGACCUGACCGGAGCCCAGCCUUCCUGUUUCAGCCCCAGAGGUUUGGCAGAAAUACCCGGGGUUCCUGGAGCAACGAACGGCUGAGUCCCCGAGCUGGGGAGGGACUGAGCUCCCCGUUCUGGAGCCUGGCUGCUCCUCAGCGCUUUGGGAAGAAAUGACAUGUCAUCCCUUGAUAUGUUUGCAUGUAAGGCCCACACACAAAAGUGUCAUGUGUCCUCCCAAAUAAAGCUGCCUCCUGGCUUCUGAAUCCA
This is a messenger RNA of Hipposideros armiger (great roundleaf bat), 4341 nucleotides long. RefSeq names its product neuropeptide FF-amide peptide precursor (gene NPFF). Gene Ontology annotation, biological process: excitatory postsynaptic potential. The transcript is spliced from 2 exons. Bases 3802 to 4248 code for a protein of 148 amino acids. Gene Ontology annotation, cellular component: perikaryon; dendrite; axon terminus. Lineage: Eukaryota; Metazoa; Chordata; Mammalia; Chiroptera; Hipposideridae. The record is from RefSeq and is a predicted model, not a curated record. Gene Ontology annotation, molecular function: neuropeptide hormone activity; G protein-coupled receptor binding.